AUGCUAAAAAAUAAUUAACAUAAAAACCUACCUUUGUAGCAAUAUCUGAGUAGAUUUCGAAUCUGCACUCUGAUCCUCCUUAUGAAUAUUCUCAUAAUUGCCGUGAUAGUCCCACUUAUUUUAGGAGUUUACCAAAUCAACACUAAUCUAGUAUAUUAUUAUUUUCAGGAAUCUGCAAUGAUUGCAUUCAUAAAUCAGAAUAACAGGACGUUAAAUUCAAUUAUGUCAUCUCAAGUGGCUUAAUUGAAGAAUAUGAUGAAUCGAAGUAAACUUAUUGUUAAUCAUUAAGCUGAGAGAACUCUGUAUAGUUUACAAAAAUUGUAUCUUCUUGAUUAACAAUAUAAUUUUACAAUUAACGUAAAUCCGGAGGUGUGUCAUACUUAAUUUGAUGAUGAAGAUCCAUUUGAAUAUAGUUAUAACGGUUAUUGCAUAAAUAUAUAUGAUAUUGAAUUUGAAGAGUUUUAAUAAUUACCAGAGUAAGACUACUUUUCAAGGGAUUAUCAAUUUGUGUCCCUCUUGAAUGAAUGCAUAAUGUAGAUGGAUCCCACUCAAAUAUUUUUACCUGACAAUAUUUAUUUUAGCAAAGUUGACAGAGAAUUCACAGCCUGGUGGCCAUAAUGGAAUAGAAUUAGGGAUUAUCAUCCCUCCCAAAGGACAUGGUUUAUUUAGCAUUUGCAGAAUUAUUAAUAAAGGCCUAAUUAAACUUGUUUCAAAUCUGAUAUGUAUCAAUUUUUCGCAGACUACCCUAUUAUGGCAAUGACUACUACUUGCAGUUUGAAGGAUGAAAAUAAUAAAUUAAUAGCUAUUUUGGCUUCGGAUCAAGAGUUGCUAGAUAAAUAUUAUAAGCAUCCUAGGUUAAAUGUGAUGAUUGUGAAUGUUGAUGGAAUGUUAGUAAUUAGUACUAUGGAGAGUCAAUUGAUAGCAAAUGCAACAGAACUUGGAUAUUUUUAUGAAUAAGACGUAACUGGUUUCAACAAUGAGGAUUGGCAUUAGAUUGUUAAGUUUGUGUAAAAUCACUCUUACGAAUCAAAUUGUCAAUAUUUUCCAGUUCCAGAUGAUUUGAUAUGCCGUUAUAAUUCAUUGCUGAAACAGGAUGUGAUAUUCUAGGUGCAGAACUUAUCAAACCCAAACUUUCUUUACAUAUUGUAAGAAAUGGAUUUUGUAAAUUAUUUAGAUUCUUCAAUUUGACUGAUGAAAUUUAAUAGUUGGUUGAUCAAUAAGAAAUAAUACAAGAAAUCAACAUCUAAUCGUACUACACCAUCUUAGUCCUGUUAUCGAUAGCGCUAUUAAUCAUAACGAUUCAAUUGUUAUGUAUAUAGAUAAUCUUCCUUCCUCUGAACGAUUUAAUUAAACACUCAAGGGCUUAUCUCAAAUCUAACUCUCACAGACUUCUCUUUAGAUAGAAGGAAUUCUACUUAUAUAACUUUUACAUUGAUGGUUAUGCAAGCAGUAUUGAUAUUCUCAAUUUUAGAUAAUAUCCUUUUGGGGUUAAAGUUGGCAUAUAAAUAGAUCUAUCACAGAAUAAGCAAGUAAAAAUUUAAGAAAUGUGAUUAAUGCUAGAUCAUUUAGAAGUUUUAGUAUCCUUCAAAUUAAAUACGAACUAAACUACAUUUAAUUAAAUAACUGGAUUUUGAGUACUCCAUUAGAUUGACAGAAAAUCAAAUAAGGAAACAAAUAGUUUAACCAUGUUUAGUUAAGUCUUUUGAUUUUUGA
Messenger RNA from Paramecium octaurelia, 1713 nucleotides. The record is from the annotation of a GenBank genome assembly. Lineage: Eukaryota; Ciliophora; Oligohymenophorea; Peniculida; Parameciidae.